Messenger RNA from Propithecus coquereli (Coquerel's sifaka), 3334 nucleotides. It is a transcript of the gene TPM3, whose product is annotated as tropomyosin 3. Gene Ontology annotation, molecular function: actin filament binding. Gene Ontology annotation, biological process: muscle contraction; actin filament organization. Bases 1292 to 2035 code for a protein of 247 amino acids. Gene Ontology annotation, cellular component: actin filament. NCBI's taxonomy places the organism in Eukaryota, Metazoa, Chordata, Mammalia, Primates, Indriidae. The record is from RefSeq and is a predicted model, not a curated record. The transcript is spliced from 8 exons.
CAGAGUGCUAGGAUUACGGGUGUGAGCCACUGUGCCCGGCCCUAAGUCCUGUUCUACCUUCAGAUUUUCUAGGGGAAAAGAGAGCUGUACCAGAAUAGAGAUUUAUCAUUAUUAUUUACUUGGAAGGUGGGACGAAUACAAAGAAUAAGAUAAAAUUCUCAAGUCUCUUUACCACUGUGCUCCCGGAAAUCCUGCAUGGCAGGGCCUGUAGGGGCAGUUUCCAAUUCAUAAACAGUUCCUUGGAGUACCUGGAAGAAGAAAUGACACUGAAAUUGGUGAAAGUUAUAAUACAGAAUGGAGGCUCAAUUCCACAGCACAGUUUUUCAGGCACUCAUAUCUUGCUGUUGCACAAGGAUCUGGUAACAGUGGUCUGUAAUAGAAGAUUCCUUCCUGAUAAAAAGGUGAGCAUAAGAUAUCUUCCACAUCUACAAAAGGAAUUGUAAGUGAUGAUUAAAUCAAAUAUCAAGUCCUGAAUCGUUCCAAGGUUUGGAGGGGCUGGCAGGUUGGCUAAUUGAUGGUGCAUAUCGACUCUCAAAAAUAACAGGGGAAAAGACUGGUAUUCUAAAUGGAGCACUUAAGUUCAUAACUGAUGCCAAAUAGAAUGAGAACUUUGCCAAUUUGCCCAUAUCUUCCACCCCCGUAGUUCCCUUCAUUGACUUGCAGGAGAUGGGAGAGAACCUACCUGAGCACACUCUGAAAGUAGGUUGAAGUGGGGCUCUUUUGAAGAUGAGACCCAGAAAGUCCUUUAGGCUUUUCUUGGAACCUGUUUUUGGAGUCUAUCUCGGGGUGUGUGGAAACAGAGGCUAGUAGGAUGUUUAUAUCAUGGAGAGGAUACAGAGUGCCUUAAAGGGUGAGUGGUGGGAGGCUGGCGUUGGGGGAGUCGGGGUCAACUGCGUGAGUGUAAGGUUAAUACACUUGUACACAGGCCAACCACUGUGGGUAGCCUGCCUGGCUGGAGAAGCUAGACCAAGACGCGCCUGCCAGUUACCAUGGUAGCCCUCCUUCUUCCCAACCCCGCCCCCCUUUACUGGCCCAAGGUAAGGCCGGGAGCGGUUGCCUAGGGCGACUGGAAGGCUCCGCCCCUCGCUCCCAGCCGCGGCUCUCCCUCCACUGGACUGCCUUCCCGCCUGCCUGGCGGUGGGAGGGCGCGGCAGCUGUGGCGUCACAUCCGGGCGGGUGGGUGAGUUCCGGUAUUUCAGGGCGGAGCAGGCGGAAGCAGGGGUGAGGAGCGGCUGCAACGCCGAGCGGAGGAGGGAGGAACGGGAGCGCGAGCAGGAGCAGGGUAGGCACCAUGGCUGGGAUCACCACCAUCGAGGCGGUGAAGCGCAAGAUCCAGGUUCUGCAACAGCAGGCUGAUGAUGCAGAGGAGAGAGCCGAGCGCCUCCAGCGGGAAGUGGAGGGAGAAAGGCGGGCCCGGGAACAGGCUGAGGCUGAGGUGGCCUCCUUGAACCGUAGGAUCCAGCUGGUUGAAGAGGAGCUGGAUCGUGCUCAGGAGCGCCUGGCCACUGCCCUGCAAAAGCUGGAGGAAGCGGAAAAAGCUGCUGAUGAGAGUGAGAGAGGUAUGAAGGUGAUUGAAAACCGGGCCUUAAAAGAUGAAGAAAAGAUGGAACUCCAGGAAAUCCAACUCAAAGAAGCUAAACAUAUUGCAGAAGAGGCAGAUAGGAAGUAUGAAGAGGUGGCCCGUAAGUUGGUGAUUAUUGAAGGAGACUUGGAACGCACAGAGGAACGAGCUGAGCUGGCAGAGUCUAAGUGUUCUGAGCUGGAGGAGGAGCUGAAGAAUGUCACCAACAACCUCAAGUCUCUUGAGGCUCAGGCGGAGAAGUAUUCUCAAAAAGAAGACAAAUAUGAGGAAGAGAUAAAGAUUCUUACUGAUAAACUCAAGGAGGCAGAGACCCGUGCUGAGUUUGCUGAGAGAUCGGUAGCCAAGCUGGAAAAGACAAUUGAUGAUUUGGAAGAGCGUCUCUACAGCCAACUUGAGCGAAACCGCCUGCUUUCUAAUGAGCUGAAGCUAACGCUGCAUGAUCUGUGUGACUGAUGGGCAGGGCUCACUGAUGCCUAGUAAACUGAGCCUACUGCUCACACCACUGACCUGGACCCCAACAAAAACCUGAUUGUCUUUUUAAAAGUUGUUAUUUUGCCCUAAGCAAAUUGUUUUUUAAUUGGGCCAGUUAGAAUGUUGAUUUCCUAAUAGCAAUUUUACAAAUUACAAUUUUCCAACUGUAAAAUUGAAACAGUUAAUACUACAUUUCUAUCCCUUUAGAAGAGAUUUAUGGGUGAUGAAGGGAGGGGCCUGAGAUUAUAGUGAGAAAACUUGGGAGAAUUUUCUGUUUUCCACCUUAUUUUGCUGCUCUUUCACUUGUGCACUCACUGUAGGAUAUGUUCCCGUGCAUGGAUGUCUUCUAACAAUAAAAGGACUGACUUGACAAGAUGUUGUAACUGCUUGAUCUGCAAGCCCAGGGAUGGGCCUUUCUGACUGGGUGGCAAAAAGGGAAGGGAAAGAAAAGAGUGUGGGAUACGAAUAUGGGUCUGUGUUGCCAUCGCCUUCUCUGAGUUGAAGAUUUGAGUAUUUUCCUCACCGCCCUAGAGCAGUUAGUUAGAGUGGUUUGCUUGCUAGGCAGAUUAGAUUGUUCUUGGUGUUCAGCCUCUGGUUUUCUUCCUGACACUUUCCCUCUUGCUUCCUUUUCCUGGUUUUAUGUUUAAUUGCAAGUAAUUCUGUCACAGGCUAGUUCUAGACAAUAGAUCUGCAAAAAAUCUCAGUUAAGGUUUUGCUUAUAUAUAUGUUUCAGUCGUGUUCUUGGCUUUAUUUUCUUUAGAGGUUCUUUGACUUAGCUAAGAGGGCUUUUAUUUAUCCCACUAAUUAUUCCUUUCCCCUCUAACUUUUUGGAGAAAGCAUGUAGCAUGUGAGGAUCUUCUUGUGCUCUUUUCAAGUUGAGAUUCUGUUGUUUCUACUCUGCCUAUCCUUGUUUGCAAUGGUUAAAUUCCAGUGAGUCAUUUUAAGAAGGUAUUGUCCUGUAGGAAAAGCCUAGAAGAGUAGAUGGCUGAUGCUUAAGUCUUGCUCCUUCAGAGACAGAAAGCUGAAAGCCUUGGUUGGUGUGGGAGGAAAAGGAAAUGGUUGAUAAGGUCCUUAACUCCCUCCCCUGGAAAUAACAGCAACACCUGCCACUUCAGUAGGCAAGAUAGAGGCCCUACGAAACUGAGUGAUGUAAUAGCUACUUUUGUGGCUGAGAAGGCAGCUGCUUUAUUAGUCUGCAGCUUCCCUGCGACAGGAGCAAGUCUCAGAGUGAGCAGACCUGGAAACUUACUACUGGUUUUUGUAACUUCUCUCCUUUACCCC